AUGAUCUAAAAAACUGAAUACACAGCUGAUGAAAUGAAAGAAAGGGAAUAUAGAAUUCAAAGUAAGCAUUUAUAAAUAAAUAAAGGAAUGGAAAAAUAGUUAUUUGAAAAUUAAUUUAGUAAAUAAUCAUAUCCAAAAAAAUAUGAUUAUACUUUGACAAAAGAUAAUCCUUCAGUUCCAAUAAAUUAAUUAGAUUAUAAAUCAUUUUAUUAAUCUUAUAUGCCUUUAGAUUAGAAAUAGAUAAGUUUAUAAAAUUAAUAACUUGUUUAAAAUAAAACCUCUUCAUUUAAAUUAAGCUAUGAGAAUAAUGAAAAAGAUUUAAGUUCUAAUAAAAAGCAAUAAUAAUUAUAAUAUAGAGAUAUUUUAUAAAAAUAAGUUGAAGAAAAGCAAAAUUAAUUAAAAUACCAAAAGGUAAAACAUGAAUGCACAGAUUUAUUUACAAAUAAUUAGUAAAGUCCUUAAGUUAAUAAAAUUAAUAGUUUAAGUAAGGCAGAAUAUUAAAAUUAUUUGUAGUAAUAAAUUUAAGAAAAAUAAAGCAAUAAUAAAAUAUAGUUUACUCCUCAUAAAAAUUAAUAACAAGUUGAAGAGAAUAAAAAUCAAAAUUCUAAGGAAUCAAAAGAAUUUUAAAUAAUUUAAAAGUAAUUAAAAUAAUAUUAGGAAGAAAAAAAUUAAAAGGAUCGUAAACUUUUACUUCAAUAGAAAUUUGAAGAAUCAACAGCAAUUCAUGAAAAAACUAAAGAAAAGGUAUUCUCUCCUGAAAAUCAUAAUAAAAAGAAAAAAUUUUAAGAGGAAGAUGAAGAAGAAAAAGCAAAAAAUCAAUAAUAGAAGAGUUUUGUUUCAAAAAUUUUAACAGAAUAAAUGUUAGAAAAAUAAAAAAAGAAAGAUGAAGAGAAAAAACAAUAAGAGACUGAAGAUAAAUUGGCAGAAGAAAGAUGGAAAAAUGAAAUUUAGAAGAUGAAAGAGGAGAAAAAAAAAGAAGAAGAAUUGAAAAAGGAAUAAUAAGGAAGUAAUUGAAUUAUCCUUAAUGAAUUAUUUAGAAAUUUAAUAGGAAAAUAUACGAAUGCAUUAAAUGAAACUUAAACAAUAAUAAGGGAGAAGCAGAAGUAAAUCAAAUACAUUUUAAUAAUCAAAGAUAGAGGAAGAAUUUAAAGAGGAAUUAGAGAUGAUAGAACAGGAGAUAAAUUAUGAAUAAUAGAUAUACUCAAAUAAUGAAUUUUAAGAAGAAAUCUACUAAUAACAAUAAUAGUAAUAAUAAUAGUAAUAGUAAUAAUAUUAGUAAUAGUAAUAAUAAUAAUAAUAAUAAUAAUAAUAAUUAUAAUUAGUUGAAUCGAAUAUUAAAUAGAGUAAAUCUUUCAGUUAUGUUGAAUAAUAAAAUUUAUAAUUAGAAAAAAUAAGACAUUAGAUGAUUGAAUAAUAACAAUAAUUGGAUAGAUAAAUUCAUGCUGCAAAAAAUUUGGCUUAAAUUGGAUUAUUAUAAGGAAAGAAAAGAAUAGAAAAAGAAUAAUAAAUAAUUUAAAAAAAUAAUAAUAAUAAACCUUUUAAUGAAGAUUAUGCUAUUUCACUUCUUAAUAAAAACUAAAGUAAAUAUGAUUAUGAAUUACCAAUUUUGUUCAAUUAAAAAAUUUAACAUGAAUAAUUGUACAAAGAUAAUCUCUUAGAUAAAGUUUAAUUAAAUACCUAAUCUAAAUUAAUUUAAAUAACUAAUCAAAAUUCUAAAAAUCCAUCAGGUUAUUUUGAAAAUUUUCAGCAAUAAUAAUAGAAUUAAAUUCGUUCAAAAUCAAUUUCUCAACACUCAAAAUAAAAUUAUCACACUUAAAUAUUAGAUUUAUAAAAAAGUAAAUAAAAGGAUGCUUUAAGCUAAUUACUUUAAGAGUAUCACGAAUGA
Paramecium sonneborni is the source of this 1885-nucleotide messenger RNA. Lineage: Eukaryota; Ciliophora; Oligohymenophorea; Peniculida; Parameciidae. The record is from the annotation of a GenBank genome assembly.